Drosophila arizonae is the source of this 1093-nucleotide messenger RNA. RefSeq lists its product as uncharacterized. Gene Ontology annotation, biological process: mRNA splicing, via spliceosome. Gene Ontology annotation, molecular function: protein binding; RNA binding; zinc ion binding. NCBI's taxonomy places the organism in Eukaryota, Metazoa, Arthropoda, Insecta, Diptera, Drosophilidae. Gene Ontology annotation, cellular component: nucleus; precatalytic spliceosome. The record is from RefSeq and is a predicted model, not a curated record.
CAAAUAUAGAAGAUUAAGUAAAUAAACAGCAUUUAAUCAGAAUGACGGAGUACUGGAAAUCAAAUGAACGCAAGUAUUGCGAUUUCUGUAAAUGCUGGUUAAGCGACAACAAAGCUAGUAUUGCAUUUCAUGAAAGCGGCAAGCGACAUAAGCUGAAUGUGUCCAAGCGCAUCACGGAAAUCAGUCGCAAUAGCGAAAAGUCGGAGCGGGAGAAGCAGAAAGUGGAUGCACAGAUUCGAAAAAUGGAGGAAGCGGCCAUGAAAUCCUAUGCGCAGGAUAUCCAUGGCUACCAUGGCGAUAUGACUGCACGUUCCAUCAAUACAGUGCUCAGUGCAACUGCCUCCAGCAGUGGCAGCAAACUGGGUCCGUAUGGCAAGCCCCGACAAGUCGAUCCAAUGCGAUUGGAGGGCGAUUCCGACGAGGAUGAAGAUGGCCGACGAGUUAAUGUGGAUAAGGUCGCGGCUGAGACGGUGCCAAACGCAUCCCUGUGGGUGGAAGGCAAAUCGGAUGAAGGCCACACGUACUAUUGGAAUGUGAAGACAAAUGAAUCUGUUUGGGAGCCACCGAAAGAGGGGUUUCUCUCCUAUGCAGAAUACGAGCGCAUCAAUCAAUUAGCCAUGGAGCAACAGGCGAUGACGCAGGCGGAGGAAUCGCUACGUUUUCGUGCCAAUGCAGAUGAGGAGGUGGCGCGUUUCAAUCGCGAACGGCAUGCGAAACUUUAUCGCAAACCAGAGAACCCCAAGGAGAAGACUCAGAAGGAGGAGAAGAGGCAGCAGUUUAAAACUGAAGAGGAAGCGGCUACAAAGGAAAUUGGCCAAUGGCAGGUGGUGGAAACUAAACCACCUGAAGAGCCCAUCGAUUGGCAGCUACCGAAAACGGAUUACUAUGCGGUAGAACCUGUUGCUGCAGCCACGACAGAGCCCGAGCCACCUGUAAAACGCUUCAAGGAGAAAACCAUAUCAGGAUUGGAUGAGGAGACGGCCAGCAGUGCGCCCGCCACAUUCAAAAAACGGAAAUUUGCAAAUAAAGGAAAUGUGCGUAAACCAUUAGCUGACUAAGAGCAGUACCUGUAGCUUAUAAUUAAAUAAAUUCU